Messenger RNA from Theobroma umbraticum, 1539 nucleotides. RefSeq names its product DNAse I-like superfamily protein (gene BST1). NCBI's taxonomy places the organism in Eukaryota, Viridiplantae, Streptophyta, Magnoliopsida, Malvales, Malvaceae. Gene Ontology annotation, molecular function: inositol-polyphosphate 5-phosphatase activity; phosphatidylinositol-4,5-bisphosphate 5-phosphatase activity; phosphatidylinositol-3,4,5-trisphosphate 5-phosphatase activity. Gene Ontology annotation, biological process: phosphatidylinositol dephosphorylation. The record is from RefSeq and is a predicted model, not a curated record.
GGGAAAAAAAAUAAUGUUACACCAUGAUGCUAAUUUCUUAUCUACUCCCAGAAAAACAUGAAAGUGGAGGGCUAAUCGAAGGGCUGAAUCUCUCAAAUUUCGAGCGUUCCAUGGCACCGGUGACUGAAAUUCGGGAUUUUCGGAUAUUUGUUGCAACUUGGAAUGUGGGAGGGAAGACACCCAACAGUGACAUGAACCUGGAAAAUUUCUUGCUAAUGGAGAGCUCUGCAGAUAUAUACGUCUGUGGGUUUCAGGAAAUUGUUCCACUCAAUGCGGGAAAUGUUCUAGUACUUGAAGACAAUGAACCUGCCGCAAAAUGGCUGGCCCUUAUAAACCAAGCACUGAGCAGGCCGCAUCACGAUUCUAUCCACUCUUCUCCUGACUCUGGCCAUGGUUCGAAACACUCUAACAGCAAUAACUCGAAGGAGUCAAAAUCUUCUGCCAGUCUUCACUUUUUCAACAAACCUGCUCUCAAAGUCCUGAGUAAGAAUUUCAGGGCUGAUAGUAGCCUUCUGAAGACUUGCAACUGUCCUGUUGAUUCGACAACUCGGGAGAAGCGAAGGCAAAAGAAGCUUAGUGAUUUAACAAAUAAACUAGACCUUGGUCCUCUUCCUGUGCGUCCUGAUAGUAACGUUGAUGAGUUGGUUGCACUUUCUGAUAUGUCCCCACCUUUCUCGGCUGGCCAGAUGGGUUACCGCCUUAUAGCUAGCAAGCAGAUGGUUGGAAUUUUCGUCUCAGUAUGGGCUCGAAAGGAGUUAGUGCCAUACAUUGCUCAUCUCAGGGUUUCCUCCGUUGGAAGAGGAAUAAUGGGACGCCUUGGCAACAAGGGAUGUAUAGCAGUAAGCAUGUCCUUGCACCAAACAAGCUUUUGCUUCGUUUGUAGUCACUUAGCUUCUGGCGAGAAGGAAGGCGAUGAGCUCAAGAGAAAUGCCGAUGUUACUGAGAUCCUUAAAGGCACACAGUUCCCCAAGAUUUGCAGAACUCCGAAUCAUCGAGCGCCAGAGAAUAUCAUUGAGCAUGACCGAGUAAUAUGGCUUGGAGAUUUGAAUUAUCGGGUAGCUUUGAGCUACGAGAAAACAAGGACCCUUUUGGAGGAUAAUCAUUGGGACACCCUUCUGGAGAAAGAUCAGUUAAAUAUGGAGAGAGAAGCCGGAAGAGUAUUCAAUGGUUUCAAAGAGGGACGGAUACACUUUGCUCCUACUUACAAGUAUUCGCAUAAUUCAGAUUCCUACGCUGGAGAAACAGUCAAAUCCAAGAAGAAACGCCGAACCCCUGCAUGGUGUGAUAGGAUAUUAUGGCACGGUUCAGGCAUUGAGCAAUUAUCUUAUGUUCGUGGAGAGUCAAGAUUCUCAGAUCACAGACCUGUUUCUGCUGUCUUUUCUGUUGAGGUAGAAGUAAGAAGAAAAUACGAUAACAGAUUCAGGAAAGGCUAUUCCUGCGGCGGAAAGAGAUUGGACUAUGAAGAUUUCAUGCCUAAAAGGCAUAGCUUCUAUGAGCUCUAACUGAGAGCGUCAUUUGUUUAUUUUGUUUAGAUCAUAA